Molecule: messenger RNA, 459 nt
Organism: Volvox carteri f. nagariensis
Lineage: Eukaryota; Viridiplantae; Chlorophyta; Chlorophyceae; Chlamydomonadales; Volvocaceae
Exons: 2
Coding region: 1-459 (152 amino acids)
Source: RefSeq, a predicted model, not a curated record
AUGGUCCAACUGCAUCCCCCUGGAAGCGGCUUUAACGGCCCUUGGUGGAACGGGUCCGUGGUGGUGGUGGUGGCCGUGGCGGCCUUGGUGAUGGUGGUGAUUGCGGAGCUUGCGGUGGUGAUGGAGGCCGCGGUGGUGGCGGUGGUGGUUGCGGUGGUUGUGGUGACGGUGGUGGUAAUGGUGACGGUCGAGGUGACGGUGGUAGUGGUCGAGGUGAUGGUGGUAAUCGUGGGGGUGAAGGCCUUGGUGGCAGUGGUGGUGGUUGUGGACUUGGAGGUGGAGACGGCUGGGUGUGACAGUCGCUACGGGCUUUCCGUCUACAUCAUCCCAUCGCUCAAACCUCGCCACCAGUCCGCUGUCUCGCUCUUCAACUACCUCGCCUUGUCGUGCAAGACCCUCCAGGAAAGUUCGCCUGUACAAACUAGUCACGUUAUUGUCUGUACCAGCGUAGCUGUGUAG